AUGGAAAACUCUCACACAAUGAAGAGUCACAACAACAAUAUUGAGGAGAGUUCUAAGGCUGAGGAAAAUGGAGAAGAAAACAUCAACGAGGAUCAUGUAUUAUUAUCAAACUUGUUGGAAAAUCCAAGUGGAUCCAUACAGAAAACCUCCAAAAUAUUUUCAAUUACUGGUGUUCCUUAUACAUCACCAGCUAGUUUAUUGAUGAAGAAGGUCGAUGGACCAAAACCACAAAUGGUGAGAAGAGGAAGCACAACCAAAUUAUUAAUUACACAAAUUAUUAAUGAAUCCAAUGUAAAUGAUAGCUUAAAAACAACAAGCCCUUGUAAUUUUAGUAACAGCAGCAAAUGUAAUUCACCUUCUAAUCAGAGUGUUUCAUCAAGUCAUAGCAGAAGCUUUGAAAGUGAGAAUGCUCUUCUUACUAGUCAACAUCCAUCCACUCCUAAGUAUCAUACUCCUUCUCAUUUCUCAACAAGUGAACCUAAAACAUUUGAACAAACUCCAACUCCUUCAAACAUUAUUCAUCAUAAUACUGGAACGACUCCCUCAAAGACAGUAUCAGAGUCUAGAAAUGUAAUCAUAUCAUCAGCAUUUCAAUCAUUGGAAACACCAAAGUCUUCGGAUCGUGCUAGUGCAAGAAAGAAACAGGCGUAUAGUGAUGACUAUUUAAUGGCUCAAAAUAUCACACCAAUCAGCAGCAUUUCAACAAUUAUUAAGCAACAGCAAUCACAGACUCCAAAGAAUGAAUCAAAGACAACCUCUCAAAAGAAAACUACUCUUAAACCUAGAUCAGCAGGAACAACUACUCCAAAAUCAAUGUUUUCAAAAUCAAAAGUAACACUAAGUGGAGGUUCAAACACUAAAUUUGAGAGAGCUAACGCUAAAGAGUGGCAAUCUCUUGUGAAUAUUAAUGAAAAUGAUAUCACUCACAAUCAAAGCAAAAUGGAUCUAUCCAAUGUAUCAGUCCAUCACUAUGAAGAGACUGAGUUUGAACCAAAUGCAUAUGAGUUAAAAUCUAGGAAUCAAAUUAACCAUAUUAAACAAACCAUUAACCAGCAUAAGUUGAUGCUAGCUAAGAGAGAAUUAGAAAGUAAGGAACGAAAGAAGCUUCUCUCACCUUUCAUUUCCCAAGAAAUUGAUAGAGUUACGAAAAACAUUAUGGAAGGUGGUGAUUAUGAUCACUCUGAACUACUGUUUUCGAGCGUUAGUCCAGCUCAAUCCUUCUCUAAUGAUUACGAUGACGAUGCUGGUGAAGAUCCAAAACAAAAGAAUUCAUCAGCCUUCUCUAGUCAUAAUACGGAAUUUUCUUCAUCUAAUGGAACUAGUAGUAGCAAUAAUCCUUCUGGCGAUAGUAAUACACCAAACGACAGUGAUGAUAAAACAUCUCGGAACUAUGAAACUCUCUCCUUUGAAGUUGAUGAGCAAUUGAAUAGAGAUUUAACUGAAGGUGUUUCUGAAGAUAUUACUUCAUAUCAUCGAUCUAAUAUCAACCAUAAGAGUGCUGUUCCAAAAUUUCCUGAUAACAAAUUGACAGAUAUCGAAAAGCAAUGGGUCGGUUAUUGUGUGGAUAAGUUGAGAAAAGUUGAAGGAGUUGACCCAAAGAAAAUUCAAACUAUUGCACAAAAUUGUGUUCUCACUGAUAGAUUUAAAUACAAAUUCUUUAACCCAGCCACAGAAAUGGAUCAAGAUUUAGGAAUGGGAGCUAUGGGAGGAAACAAACAUACAAAACCUGGAUUGAGAAUCAAGUUUGUGCUUACUGAAUUAGAACAAUCAUCACAUAUGAGAUUGAUUAGAAGACUUGGUCACACUCUCAAUUUUACAAAAGAUUUACAAUUUGGAAUGUUUCACACUGCUUUAAUUGUCGGAAAUUGGUAUGUCGAAUGGAAUGAUAAUGCUCUUGCUAUUGUAAGAAAGAAUUCGUCAUCAAAGGCCAUUUUUGCCUUCGAUCUUGUAAUGAUUACAAAGGAAACUGAUAUUCACCGCUGCUUGGAUAUGAUUGCUCAAGUUUGUUGUGAAUGGAAUGGAACACAAACCUAUGAUAACAAGAAGAAUAACUGCCAACACUUUACCCAAGCUGUUUUGGAAAAGAUUGGAAUUGAUUUUGAGAGUAAAUUGAAAGGAGCCUCAAAGAUUUACAUUGAUAACUUGAAGAAGAAGGGUGUUUGUGAUAUGAGUAUGGAAUUAACUGACAAGUUAAAGCCUCUUUUUAAUAAUGUUAACUCUGUUAAAUUCAACACUCACGCCGAAUUAGAUUCAUUCUAUAAUACUAUUAAGGACAAGUAUCCAAACUAUUUUGAUGAUGAAGGAAAGGCUGAUGAAAUUCUUUUGAAAUCCUUCGACAGAGCCUUUUGGUUGAGAAAGGAAUCUUCAAAAGCAUCUGCUGCAGAUGAACCACAAAGAGGUGAAGGUGGUUGUUGUUUGUGUCCAUUCAAUCAAUACGAAGAUGUCUAUAGAGUUUAUCUUGAAAAGAACUCUGUAAACAGCAAGUAUAGUCUUGGAAAUUAUUUACCAGAUAUUCCUCAAAGAUAA
Naegleria gruberi is the source of this 2526-nucleotide messenger RNA. RefSeq lists its product as uncharacterized. The transcript is spliced from 6 exons. The coding region runs from base 1 to 2526 and encodes 841 amino acids. The record is from RefSeq and is a predicted model, not a curated record. Lineage: Eukaryota; Heterolobosea; Eutetramitea; Acrasida; Naegleriidae.